This is a messenger RNA of Protobothrops mucrosquamatus (brown spotted pit viper), 1637 nucleotides long. It is a transcript of the gene KLHL32, whose product is annotated as kelch like family member 32. Gene Ontology annotation, molecular function: protein binding. The record is from RefSeq and is a predicted model, not a curated record. NCBI's taxonomy places the organism in Eukaryota, Metazoa, Chordata, Lepidosauria, Squamata, Viperidae. The transcript has 8 exons. Bases 63 to 1637 code for a protein of 524 amino acids.
AUGUGUAGUGCAUUUUUGUAAAUUAUUAAGAAGCAAGGGAUUUCAAACAGUAAAGCUGAAGGAUGCCAUCUGAAGUGUGCCUCAGUAUUCAAGAUAUGCUGACUGGUCAGAGACUUUGCCAAUCCAGUUCUCACAAUGAUGCUGUCCUGGCAGCUCUGAACCAACAAAGAAACGAUGGGAUCCUCUGUGAUAUAACUCUAAUUGCUGAAGAACAGAAAUUCCCUGCUCACAAGGCUGUACUAGCAGCAUGCAGUGACUAUUUCAGAGCAAUGUUCAGUCUUUGUAUGGUUGAAAGUUGUGCAGAUGAAGUGAAUUUACAUGGCAUCACAGGAAUAGGUUUAAAGCAAGCUCUGGACUUCGCGUACACCGGACAGGUUCUGCUGGAGCCAGGAGUGAUUCAGGAUGUGCUUGCUGCAGGUAGCCAUCUCCAGCUGCUGGAAAUGCUUAGUUUAUGUUCACACUAUCUUAUCCAGGAAUUGAAUAGCUUUAAUUACUUGGACCUCUAUAAACUUGCUGAUCUCUUCAACCUCAAUCUGCUGGAGAAAGCCGUGGUUGAUUUUUUAGUGAAACAUCUCUCAGAACUACUAAAUAAUCACCCCGACGAAGUCCUGGCGCUGCCAUAUUGCCUCAUCCAAGAGGUUUUGAAAAGCGAUCAACUCACGUCACUCAGCGAAGAACAAAUCUGGCAGCUAGCUGUGAGAUGGCUGGAACACAACUGCCGAUAUCAGUACAUGGAUGAACUUCUACAGUACGUUCGAUUCGGGCUUAUGGAUGUGGAUACACUGCAUACGGUUGCCCUCUCACACCCUCUUGUCCAGACUAGUGAAACUGCAACAGCACUGGUCAAUGAGGCUUUGGUCUAUCAUCAAAGUAUCUAUGCACAGCCAAUAUGGCAGACCAGAAGGACAAAACCUCGCUUCCAGUCAGACACUCUUUACAUCAUUGGUGGAAAAAAACGGGAAAUAUGCAGAGUUAAAGAGCUACGAUACUUUAAUCCUGUGGACCAAGAAAAUGUUCACAUUGCAGGGAUUGCAAACUGGAGUGAGCUGGCUCCCAUGCCGGUAGGAAGAAGCCACCACUGCGUGGCUGUAAUGGGAGAUUUCCUCUUUGUAGCAGGUGGUGAAGUUGAACAAGCGACUGGCCGCACAUGUGCAGUACGGACUGCUUGUAGAUAUGAUCCCCGUAAUAAUUCCUGGGCAGAAAUAGCUCCAAUGAAGAAUUGCAGGGAGCAUUUUGUACUUGGGACUGUGGAUGAAUUUCUCUAUGCUGUGGGAGGCAGAAAUGAGCUACGUCAAGUUUUGCCAACUGUUGAACGAUACUGUCCUAAGAAGAACAAAUGGACUUUUGUUCUGUCCUUUGAUAGGUCCCUUUCCUGUCAUGCAGGAUGUGUUGUGGAUGGUCUUCUUUGGAUAUCAGGAGGAGUAACAAACACGGCGCAGUAUCAGAACAGGCUAAUGGUGUAUGAUCCAACCCAAGUGCUGGAUGUUAGUAAGGAAGGAAAAGAAGAAGUUUUCUAUGGGCCUUCCCUUCCUUUCGCUUCAAAUGGAAUUGCAGCCUGUUUUCUUCCAGCUCCUUAUGCCACAUGCCCAAACCUGCAGCCUUUGCAAGUGCCUCAUCAUAAGAUGGGCAAUGUGUGA